AUGGCCCAUCUCACCCGCGACGAAGUCCUCAAAUCAGGCGAAGUCGCUCCAGAGUACAGAAAGGCAUUCGAAAGCCGCCCUUUUGAAAUAAAAGGCUCCGAUAUCCACGAAGCUCGCGCGACCCGCGCUGCUCAUCUCGAGCGCCUCCGCCACUUGUAUCCCAUUCCGGGACCAAUUCCCGAGCAUGUCAAGGAGACGAUGCACGAGGUGCCGACGCAGGAUGGCGCGACGAUUCGAGUCAAAGUGUACCAGCCGGUUUCCGGGGCGCCCGAGGGAGGCAGCCCGCUGAUUAUGAUGUACCACGAAGGCGGGUGGUGUGUGGGUGAUUUGACCGACGAAGAUCAGAACUGCAGGAUGUUUGCCAGAGACCUCAGUGCAGUUUGUGUGAAUGUCGAGUAUAGACUCGCUCCUGAGCACAGAUUCCCCGUUGGCAUAAACGACUGCUGGGACGCUCUGGUGUGGAGCAUCAAGAACAGUGAUAUGCUCGGUGCGACGCCAUCGCGUGGACUCAUCGUCGGCGGCUCAUCAGCAGGAGGCGGUAUAGCAGCCGUGCUGGCCGUAAUGUCGCGUGAUCGCGGCCUCGAGCCACCCAUAACAGGCCAGUAUCUCUCCGUUCCCGUCAUCAUGCCCGAAGAAAACGUGCCUCCGCACCUUGCCCAUCUAUAUCAGUCGCGCAGGGGCAACUCCAACGACCCUAUCAUCAAAGAGCUCAAGCCAGGCAUGCUUGAAGCCGUCUACGGGCCCGAUCCCAAAUCCCCACUCUGGGACCCGUUCAACCAUCCCGACGGCCACAAGGGCGUUGCAAAUGCGUUCUUCCAGGUUGUGGGCCUCGAUCCCCUCAGGGACGAGGCAGUCCUGUAUGAUUGGAAGUUGAGGAAAAGCGGGGUGCUUACGCGGUUUGAACUUUAUUCUGGGUACGGGCAUAUGUUUUGGACAAAUUGGCCCGAAUUGGAAAAGAGCACAAAGUUCGUCCAGGAUACGCUCGUGGGGGUCAAGUGGUUAUUGGAGAAGUCUUAGUGAAGCUGGUGGUGCAUGCAGCGGUUGAGGUGAACUUGAUUAUGUAAACCGC
This is a messenger RNA of Exserohilum turcica Et28A, 1069 nucleotides long. RefSeq lists its product as uncharacterized. The record is from RefSeq and is a predicted model, not a curated record. NCBI's taxonomy places the organism in Eukaryota, Fungi, Ascomycota, Dothideomycetes, Pleosporales, Pleosporaceae. The transcript is spliced from 3 exons. Gene Ontology annotation, molecular function: hydrolase activity. The coding region runs from base 1 to 1017 and encodes 338 amino acids.